AAAAUAUAUAAAUAAAAUUAAAAGUAAACAGGAAAUAAUUAAAAAUGUUAGUUUCUGAAGCGGCGAAGAAAAAAGAACGCGUUGUGCCAUUGAGAGAAAUGUUUGAAGCGUACUGUCAAUUGGACACAUUGGCUGACGUGAUAGAGGUCGACCUUCUGUCGUUUUCCCAACUUAACAAAUGGCUUGUAGACGCGAAUGUCAUCGACGAGUCUCGUGUGACCACAACAGAUGCAUUUCUGUGUUUUUUUCAAUUCAAAAAACGCGCCAUUUCCUACGAUGAGUUUCUCGUUUAUCUUGAAGAUUUGGCAGACACCAAAGAAUUAAAUUUGAGUAGAAUUAAAUACAAAUUGCAGACAUGCGGCAAACCACCAGAACCUCGGGAUUCAUCAGCAUAAAUUGUAAAAAUAAUUAAGUAAAAAUACUCUAGUA
Microplitis demolitor is the source of this 429-nucleotide messenger RNA. RefSeq names its product tubulin polymerization-promoting protein homolog. The transcript has 2 exons. Bases 45 to 395 code for a protein of 116 amino acids. The record is from RefSeq and is a predicted model, not a curated record. Gene Ontology annotation, biological process: microtubule polymerization. NCBI's taxonomy places the organism in Eukaryota, Metazoa, Arthropoda, Insecta, Hymenoptera, Braconidae. Gene Ontology annotation, molecular function: tubulin binding.